This is a messenger RNA of Oryza sativa Japonica Group (Japanese rice), 2509 nucleotides long. RefSeq names its product pentatricopeptide repeat-containing protein At4g26680, mitochondrial. Lineage: Eukaryota; Viridiplantae; Streptophyta; Magnoliopsida; Poales; Poaceae. The record is from RefSeq and is a predicted model, not a curated record. Gene Ontology annotation, molecular function: protein binding.
AGGUGGACUCCAAGGCGCCCACGGAUUUCGUCGAGUUGCCUACUCGCCGCCGCGUGGCCCGCCUGCCUCCCCACCUCGCCGCCGGCGACGGCGAGCGGCCGCGCGAACCCUCGCCUCGCCUCGCCUCCGGUCCGUCCCCGUCGCCGAUGCCGCCGCCGCCGCCGCGCGCGCUGCCGCUGCCGCACUUCACCCUCCCGCCGCUCGCCGGCGAGGACCUCCUCUUCGUGACCGCCCUCCGCGCCCACCUCUCCACCGCGCCGCCGCCGCCGACGACGACCGCCGCCUCCCUCUCCCGCUUCCUCCCCCACCUCACCCCGCUCCGCCUCUCCCACCUCAUCCUCGCGCCCCCGCCCCCGCCCCGCCACGACGACAGCGGCCACCUCCUCCUCGCCUCCCUCCUCCCGUCGCCGCCGCCGCCGCUCCCCUUCGCGCUCCUCCUCCACUCCCUCCGCCCGCGCCGCUCCUCCGCCCUCCUCGCCUCCCUGCUCCCUUCCAUCCCGCACCACGCCUUCCCGGACCUCCUCCACCACGUCCUCCUCACCGCCCGCCUCACCGCCGCCCGCCCCGAUGGCGGCGCCGUCCCGGCUCUCGACGUGCUCUUCUCCGUCUGCGCGCGGGGGAAGAAGCUCUCCCUGGCCACGCUCGCGUUCCGCGCCAUGCGCGCCCACGGCCUGCUCCCCCGCGUCGUGUCCUGCAACGUCUUCAUCUCCGCCGCGCUCGGCCUCAGGCGCCCCGAGAUCGCCCUGUCAUUCUUCCGGGAGAUGCGGCGGUGUAGGAUCUCGCCGAACAUCUACACGGCGAACAUGGUGCUGCGGGCGUUCUGCGAUCUUGGGCGGACCGCGGAUGCGGCCGAGGUGCUCGACAAAAUGCCGGAGUGGGGCGUUGGAAGGACAACGGUCAGUUUCAACACGCUGAUCGCGGCUUACUGCAGGGAUGGUGUUGACGCAGGGCCUGCGCUGCAGCUGAAGAUGAAGAUGGAGCAGGAGGGGUUGGUGCCUGACGUGGUGACGUACGACACGAUCAUCCAUGGGCUGUGCAAGGAGGGGAGGAUGGGAAAGGCGAACCAGGUGCUGAGCGAGAUGAGGGUGAAGGGGGUUAUGCCCAACACGGUCACGUAUAACACGCUGAUUCAUGGGUACGUGGCGCUUGGUGAUAAUGCCAUGGCGGGUAGGGUUCAUGAGGAGAUGGUGAAGAACCGAGUGGAGCUUGAUAUCGUGACAUACAAUGCGCUCAUUCUUGGGCUUUGCAAUGAAGGGAAGAUGAAGAAGGUAGAGCACUUGCUUCGGGAGCUUGACAGGGCUAAGCUUGAACCGAAUGCAUCAACCUUUUCAGCGCUGAUUGUUGGGUGGUGCAAGAUGCAGAACUCAGAGAGAGCACUACAGCUGUUGAAUGUGAUGAAGAAAAGUGGCUUCCAUCCAAAUUACACCACUUAUAAGAUGGUUAUAUCUUCUUUCUGCAAGAACAAGGAUUUAGAAGGAGCAGUUGAUGUGAUGGGGGAUAUGUUGGGGAGGUGCAUUGCUCCUGACAAGGCCUUGUUGAAUGAAUUUUUUGAUGGUCUCUGGAAGGCUAAAAAAUUACAUCUGGCAGAGAACCUCCGAUCACUGAAUAAUGGUUUGAAGUUCAUUCCUGAUGUCUACUAUACUGGUGAUUACAGGAAUAAGGAUGAAGUGAUAAACAGAUGCUAACACACAAAGACAACAAUCAAGUCUUAUGAGAAUGUACAGUUAGUCAAUUCUUUCUAUAUGUAGUCUAUGCCAAAUUUUUCUAUGAGGUUUGAUGGAAAUGAAAGUUCGGCUCAAAUUGGCAUACUAGCUACUGCGCAGACGAGAGGUGUUCAAGAAAUUAUUCCAUAAUCUAAGCUGGAGAUGCUGUGGGCUGUGGCUAACUAACUAACAUCAGAGUUUUAUAACAUCAGUCAUCUUGGUGGAGAAAGAUGUCAUCAUAAUAAUUUGGCAGUUACCAGCAGUUGUGCACUUGAUGUACCAGGAUUUCCAAACGUCAGUGGAGAACACUAUAUUCUACUCACCGUCCUGAAGCAGUGCCAGUGGAAGUGAACUGGGUUUUGCUGACAAACCAUAGCUACCAAACCAAGCUGAUUUCAGAGGCUCACAACAUGUCAAAUGCUCUCUUUUUCAAAAUAAAGAAAAAAAAUAUGCUUAUCCUUGAACACUCGAGUCCGAUCUUGAGUAGGCGCCUAGAGCAAGUUCUCUUCCCUGAACCGGAUCUUCAUGUUACCAAUUAGAGUUUUAGUAGGAAUACAUGAUAUUGUACUCUACAUUUUUGGAAAUUUUCACAACUCUCUGUACACCCAUACAGGAGCUUGGAGCACUGUUUUCGGGGAAAAAAACGCAGAGCUAUCUCCCCAACAGACAUUGUGCAGUUUUAAUCUUAUUACGUGGGAGAUAAAGUUUUGACAGAGUCCAUACGACACCUUGAAUUUGUAAACCACACUUUCAGUUAGUUUUGCAGAAGGACAAAUAAAUCUGGCGUCAGAGAAUGUUUCCAGUUC